Nycticebus coucang (slow loris) is the source of this 8839-nucleotide messenger RNA. It is a transcript of the gene RNF152, whose product is annotated as ring finger protein 152. Gene Ontology annotation, cellular component: lysosome; lysosomal membrane. Gene Ontology annotation, molecular function: ubiquitin protein ligase activity. The record is from RefSeq and is a predicted model, not a curated record. Lineage: Eukaryota; Metazoa; Chordata; Mammalia; Primates; Lorisidae. The coding region runs from base 728 to 1339 and encodes 203 amino acids. The transcript has 3 exons. Gene Ontology annotation, biological process: positive regulation of autophagy; negative regulation of TORC1 signaling; apoptotic process.
UUAGGAGCCGUGACGCCCCCUUCCCGGCCCUCCAGCCCUGCACACCUCCCCGCUGCUCCCGCUCCGCCGCUGGCCCAGGGGCGCUUGGAUUUCCUUCGCCGCCGUGAGUGCCUAACCCUUCCUGCGAGUAUUCCUUCCAUCCACCACAGGCUGAACAAAGCUCAGUCUCAUUUGUGCUUCCAGCUUGUCAGCCUCUUGCCUUCCAAAUGCGCACCAUUUCCACUUGAUGUCAUCACGCAGAAGGGGGUGAAAGGGACUCGGUGACAGAUUCAGGUAACCCCCACCAAUCUGGGUAGCUGCCUGGGUGUCCCUGGGUCAUUUGGGCCGGCAGUGCUGGCUCAGUGCUGUUUGGGUGGUUUCUGCAUCAACAUCAUUCCUAUCAGAGCGAGGAUGUGGGAGCUGCUAGAACUACUGGUUGGGAGAAUGGGAUCGCGAAUGACUUUAUUCCUUCCUUUUUGAAGAAGUCACUGGGGGCAAGGGGAAUGGUUCCAGGCCUGCUUACAAAUACCAAAACCUGCAAAUACUCAAGUCCCCAGUGGGCCCUGCCAGAUCUGAGUAUAUGAAGAGUCGGCCCUCUUUAUACGUGGCUUCACAUCUCACAAAUAUGACAUGAACGCACCUGCAAAUGCUAGACGCCCGUGAGCUGGCAGCACAGGGAAGGCGCUGAGUGGUGGCCUCUGAGACCAGCUCAUUCACCUUGGCCUUGCCCUCCAGCUCACCGUCAGCCAUGGAGACGCUCUCCCAGGACUCCUUGCUGGAGUGUCAGAUCUGUUUCAAUUACUACAGCCCCCGGCGAAGGCCCAAGCUGCUAGAUUGCAAACACACCUGCUGCUCUGUGUGCCUCCAGCAGAUGAGGACGAGCCAGAAGGACGUGAGGUGCCCCUGGUGCCGAGGGAUCACCAAGCUGCCCCCGGGCUUCUCCGUGUCACAGCUCCCCGACGACCCCGAGGUCCUGGCGGUCAUCGCCAUCCCGCACACUUCGGAGCACACUCCGGUCUUCAUCAAACUUCCCAGCAACGGGUGCUACAUGCUGCCCUUGCCUAUCUCCAAGGAGCGCGCGCUGCUGCCGGGCGACAUGGGCUGCCGCCUGCUGCCCGGGAGCCAGCAGAAGUCUGUCACCGUGGUGACCAUCCCUGCGGAACAGCAGCCUCUGCAGGGCGGGGCGGCCCCCGAGGCGGCCGAGGAGGAGCAGGACCGGCGGGGCGUGGUGAAGAGCUCCACCUGGUCCGGGGUGUGCACGGUCAUCCUGGUGGCCUGCGUCCUGGUCUUCCUCCUGGGCAUUGUGCUCCACAACAUGUCCUGCAUUUCUAAGCGCUUCACUGUGAUCUCCUGUGGCUGAAGGGGUUGCAGGGCAGUCUCUGUGGGUGUCAACUUAGGGGUUGAGCAGGUGAUGGUGACGGGGAGAAGAUGGGAGGUGACACUGACCAUUGGGUGCCGAGUGGUGGCCUCUGGGAUGCCCCUUGAUUCACCCCAAGAUGGACGCGAAGGGCAGAAGGUGAGGUCUCAACAAGACGCCAAGCAACUUGUUCUGAGUUUUCACGGCAACCGCUUCGAAGAUGAUUGCAUGCCUUCUCAUAAUCAUGUAUUAAAUGGACUGUAAUUUAUGAUUUUCAGAAUCAUGUUACGAGAUAGACGUACUCUACUUAGACGUUAAACUGUACAAGUGUGCACAAUGUUGAUCUUCUUUAAAUGCGGUAGAUUAGAACAAAGUUGCUGUGUAAACAAGUAGAUUCAAACCUGCGAAUCCGUGUAAAAAUUCAGUGAAGACAUGCAGUCCUGGCUUCUUCACUUUUUUUUUUUUUUUUAAAUGAAACCCAGUCUUCAUUUAGUUGCUGAGGCUUUUUAUACAUUUUGAAUGGCACCCAAAUCAGAAUAAGUUAAGUGGACAACCGUUUUUUAGAGAAAAUAUUUGAACAAAUGUCUCCAAUGUGUUGUGUUUUGUCACGCACCUUCCUCUCUCCUCACUUGUAAUUAGAGCUUGCUACGUGCUCAUUAAACUGAAAGCCCAACAGGGGAGCAAUAAACCUAGAAAUAAUGAGAAAUGCCUGAUCCCACAGGAAACCUGUAUGUAUGCCAAUUUUUCUCAAGCCAUCUCACAGAACGAGAAUUUCAAAUGUAAAUAUUGUGUAUUUGUGUGUGUGCGUGUGUGUGUCUAAUUUGAUUUACCUCAGGUUAUUGAGUCUUGAGAAGAAUCCCAGGAGGAAACCUUCGUGGGCAUGACUGAAACAGUGUCUGACCUGGUGACCACUGUGUGGACACCUGGACCCUCCCCGUGGGGCAUCUGCCACACGUCCCCUUCCGUCCUUGCUCUUCUUCCGUGGACGAAAUCUUGUGUUUUGAAAGACAUACAUGGCGGGUAACAGAAGAAUCUAUCUUUUCUCCCAGGUUGAGCGUAUUUUAAUGGCCAGGAGGGUCCUAAACUGCUGGCAAACCCACAUGGGCAUUUUAAUAGCUCAUCUGUGAUGAUUUCUUAAAAGAUGUUGUUUCAUGUGAGUUAAACCAGCUAGAAUUCUAGUUUUCUCUUGUUGGCUUAAGUGGGGGAAAUCUCUUGUAUUUAAAGAUAUGCUUUUAUUGAGAAAAGUGGUAAGUUAAAUGAACAACUCACAUUCCCAAUGUAUGUGGACCAAUUCCUCAUAAACUGUCAAAUAUUCUUAAAUGUGCAAUGGUCUAGAGCUGGUUAUGAAGAAAGAUCUGCUAGCAUUAAGGGAUGAAUCCCUAUCUCUGGGACCGUGUGCAUUCAGAAAGAGCUUGAGCUUGACAGUUCUCAUCUCAUUUCUUUUGUGGGAUUCAUGAAGCAAGUGGUGUGUGACAAGGACUUCACUCAUAAAUAUAACUGUUUUUAUGUUCCACUGAAUCUCUGAAAAUAGCGGGGAGGGGGAGGGAAAGGGAAGGCAAGAGAACUAGUGACUGGUUCCAAAAAGCAAGGCUAGAUAAUAGGCUUGUGAGGCCAGACACUUUAUUUAUUUUAUAUGCUGACUGUUAUCUUCAAGCAGCACAAAAUAGGCAUAUUAAAGUGAUGGAAUUAAUGUGAAAUAAAACAAAAAUGCGAUGGCUAGACUACAAACCUAACACUGUUAAUUGGCAUGAAAACUCAAUAUAAAAUUAGGAGCUCUGUUUUUCAGAAUUUUCAAAUUUGUCAAGUAAGACCUUUAGGAAAUGUCCUUGAAAGCUCAAACUAGAAAUUAGGUUAAAAUGCCAUUUUAUUGUGCAAGCUAUUGGGCAUUAUACAACAGUAAUCUAGGACUUAUUUGGUAUUAAUAAUUUAGGUAUCAUAUUAGCUGAAUACUAUCCUCUAUUAUGUAACAUAAUAUACUGUUGGGUUAGUGUCAAUUUCUCAAACUCUCCCAGGCUGCUGUAAUGCAUGUCUGACCUAAUUUCUAUUUCUCUUGGAGGGAAAAAAAAAAAAAAUACACUACAGAAAUGUUGUAUUAAAAUGACUACCUUUCAAAUGGACUUUACCCUUGCAAUUUUUAGCUAUGCCAUAUUCGAACUAAUUUUGUGAGUGCUAUCUGCAUAUAUUUGUGUACAGUAUGAAAUGACCGACCCUGUAGAUGUGAUCUUUGUGAUAGAGUUCUACUUGUGCAAGUAGGUUAUAUAUAGACACUAAUGUGUGUGAUGAUACAGUGUCCUGUGUUUCUUAGUGCAAAACCGUAGAGUAAAAUGUCCACAGAACUUCUACCUACAAGGCAGGCCUGUGCUAAAGCUGCGAUUAAGCAGUGCAAAAUUAAUCUGCAGUGCAGUAGAUUCUUGACCUUACAAUUUAUCUUAACAAUUAACGACCAAAAUCGGAAUUUUUUUGUGUGUCUUCCUGACAUAAGAAACGUUGUUUAAAUGGAUUCUGCCUGCAGUUAUUUGUGUACUUGCUUCUUAGGAUGUGCAUUCGUGUGUGUGUGUGUGAUGAGAGAGAGAAACAAGAGAGGUCUCAGCCAGCUAGGUGGAACUUUUAUAGGCCUAAUGAUGUUUUAAUGUAACUUGGCAUCCCAUUGCUCUGGCCUCUCUGGCAUUUACCAAUGACACUAACAAACCAUCUGCCCCAUGUGACCGAAAUCCAGUGACACAAUCAACCAGAAUUCAUAUUUGCACAUCAUUGAAAAGUCACAACUAGAAAGCACAGAACAUUAGAGCUACAAGUAACCUCUGGUGGCUUCAUUUUAUAGAAGAGCCCGCUGAGGCCUGCAGAGGUAUGUGGCAGCCUGUCACUCCACAGCCAAAGGGGACCAGAACUUUGCCUUGCAGAGUCCUCUCGUUCCUCCCUAGGUCUGUUGACAUCUCCAUGUGGCUCUGAUCCUUUUCAGGGUUGAUGAAUACCCUUGUGAACUAUUGCUUUAAGCAUUUUUUGCAGGUUUAUAUAUUCAUUUUAGUUAGCAUCUACCUCUCUGGGAAAGGAAGGGAGGGUUGACUUAGGGGUGGUUAUAGACAUUGAAAGAAAACUAUCACUGUGUGGUCUGAAUUUAAAAAAUUGCCAAACAUUGGUGUCCACACCCUCCCACCCUUAUGUGUAAAGGACAAUGAGUGUUGUGUAAAUAGUAAUCUAAUAAGAAGCAUGAAUUUUUAUCUUUAUAAAUGAUCUUGGCAUCAGCCAGAGAAUGCUUACUGUGUUAUGUAGAGCCAAGUUUGCUACCGAAAAGCAUUGUCUUUGGAAAAUUUUUGUGUAAUGACCUGGGGCAUAAGCCAUUGUGAUGAAAAGGCAGAUUGGUUUCAGUUCUAGUGAUACUUAGUGAUCAAAAAGCUCUAAGGUGUUUUCUUUAAAAAUAUAAUUAAGUUUCGGGCGGCACCUGUGGCUCAGUCGGUAAGGCGCCGGCCCCAUAUACUGAGGGUGGCGGUGUCAAACCCAGCCCCGGCCAAACUGCAACCAAAAAAUAGCUGGGCAUUGUGGUGGGCGCCUGUGGUCCCAGCUACUCGGGAGGCUGAGGCAAGAGAAUCGCUUAAGCCCAGGAGUUGGAGGUUGCUGUGAGCUGUGUGAUGCCACGGCACUCUACCAAGGGCCAUAAAGUGAGACUCUGUCUCUAUAAAAAAAAUAUAUAUAUAUAAUUAAGUUUCAUUUUGUGCAUGACUUACAGAGUGGGUCCCUUGAAAGUCAUACCACAUGCUGGUGUAGCCCAUAGGAUCUUGUAGGUCGGUACUGUUCAAUCAACUUUCUGUGAUGGUGGAAAUAUUCUAUUAACCUGCACUGUCCACUAUAGUAGCCACUAGCCACAUUGGGCUAUCAAGCAGUUCAAGGGGUUAGUAUGAGGGAGGAACUACAUUUUAAAUUGUAUUUAAGUUAAAUAGCCCCGUGUUAGAGGCUGCCAUGUUGUAAGGCUCAGUCUGAAUGGUUUGCAUGAGGAUCUAACAUUAAGGUAUUUAAUGGAGUAACAGUGAGGCCAAGAAGGGAGUUUAUAGGCUGAAUAACAUGCAAUUGGCAAAAAGAAAAAAAAACAUGUCUUUCUGACCUUAAAAAGUAUGUGAUCUCAAGUAUGACAGUAAAAAUUUAUUGAUUGCCCUUUGGGGUUACUUGCUAAAGUACUUUGGGCCAAGGAAUGAUCAAUGAAGCUUAAAGCGUGCUUUAUUAAGCCCCUUUUCUGGAAUCAUUAGCUGCAUGUGAAUCUGUUGUCCAAAAAUAGUAGUUAGAAAGUAGCUGUAAAACGUUUGACUUGCAAGGUAUGCAUGAUCUGUUCUGUGAAUUGUGUUUGGGGGUCUUGUGGCCAAACAGUAAAUGUUACAGAAAAAAAAGCUGAAUGAAAUCCCUGUUCACUUCCAAAUAUCUUGCCCUAACAUCAUUGCUGUGAAACGUAAGAGCAAGCAUGUUUUGCGGGGUUCAGAGUGUUUUUUAUACGUCCUUGAGGUCUGCCAGCUUGUCAUUCUGUUUGGUGUGGGCAUAUGUGGGCAUCAUUUUUCAGAUGCCAGACUGAAAUGUUGGUACUAUUUUUAGAGUCAGGAUUGUUUUUAGUCUCUCUCUCUUUUUAAUUUUAGUUAUCACUAAAAUAUUUGGGGCUUUGCACAAAAGCAGCUUUUUUCAACAGUGAAAAACAUUGCCCAUGAAAUUUAAAAACUUGAAGGUUACUGAAGCUACUAGAAUUACUUUUUCAGUGAGUAAGACAAAGCAGAAAAUUCAUAUAUAUUUUCACAUAACCAUCAGACUCUUGCAGGUAAUCUGGUAUUUAUUCCAGCCUAGAUUUUGAUUUGUAGAGUUCCCAUCCCUUUAUCUGAAAACUUGUCCUGUGUCAAAAUUGGUUAGUCUGAUUUUCCUUGUUUUCCAAAUGGAAUGUAAACCAAAUGCAUUUACUUCCAUUUAGCAGAAUUGGGGUUGAUUUUUUUUUCUCUUGAGACUCAUGAAUGGGGCAAGACAGUUCUUUUCAGCUUGUCUUUAAAAAUAAUUUGAAAAGUUUUGCCAAAAUGGUAGUUUUUCUUUAGAGGUAAAAGGAAGUUAGUGGUCCAAAGAUUAUUGUUAUAAGAAGAGUAAUAUGAAAAAUACUUCAAUUUCUAUCUUCCCUUAGAAAAAUGAUGCUACCACCAACUCAGCAUUUUCUUUCCACGCAAGAAGUGUCAAUCAGUAGAUCUGUCAUCCUUGACCUAGAUAGAGAAGCUGUUCCUCGACAUUUCCAUCAUUCUCAGUAGAUUGUCACCCACAAGGUAGUUCUUACCAAAACAGAAACUCUAGAGGAGAGUGAAAUAGUCAAAUGAUUCUCUAACUAUUUUGAAAGCAAUAGUCUAUUUCAAAAGCAAUGAUGAUCAGUUGCUGGAUUUUGUUCCACAUGAAACAUUUCUAAAAAAUAAAUGGAAAUUAAAGCCAUUGAUUUUUUUUUUGAUAGAAUUGACUUACUACAUAUGUACACACACAGUCAUAUAGACACAUGAUUUAGCUAUAAUUGGAGUUAAAAAUCAAAUAAAAAUACUGUUUUUUAAUUUUUAGUUUUAUAAUGUUGAAUUUAGAUGUUAAUUUCUUAAUAGUUGCUACGGGCUGCAUAUAUUAUGCCAACCCAGCUACCUUUGGGAGUGUCUGUAUGAAUAUGAGAGUUUUCAAGUAUAUGAAGAGGUGGGUUCUACCAGAUGUACUUUAUUGGAAAGCCAUUGAUCAUUGACACACAUGUGGGUGGGGCAUUUAAUUUCUUCCAAAUAUCUUAUUUUUUGGCUCUGCUCAAGUGGUCAGGGAUAAUGUACCAUUAUUCCUGAACUUCUGCAAUGUGGCUCUCAUUUUUCUACACAAGUUUCCUUGCUCAGUGGAGCCAAUUAUUAUUUUAUUUUUAGGAUUCACUGCCUGGGGUACCCCACUAUGUAUAUCUCACUCACGAUGCAGUGGUGCUUGAAACACUCAUCCCUCAUUAGCUGGGUUUUAUUAUUCUAAUCUAAGAGUUUUGAUACUGUUCAUAUGAUAACAUUUUUAGGGACAGCCAGUAAUAUUUGGGGCACAGUGCUGAGGGCCCUCUUGAAGUCUGCAAUAGCAUGCAUCUUCUUUGUUUUUAUAAGAGUGCCCCCUGUAACUGUCUUUGUUCUUCUAGAAAAAAAUUCAGUACUACAGGAUGUAGAGCUGGUGGCCUGUGUGAAAGUCUUUUGUCAUCUCCCUGGGUAUUAGUUAUUGGGUUCUAACAAGAGUUUUCCAAAUGAUGGUCAGUUUUUAAUUUGACAUUUCUUUUUUGAGAAUCUAGAAGUAGACAGUUGGAUAGGAUGGUGGUGGAGGAAUAUGGGCUCUAAAAAGAAGGGGACAGGUACAAGAGAGGCCUCUUAAAAAGAAACAAGUUGAUAUCUUUGUUACCUCUAUGUAAAUAGCUGAUAUCCUAUACUGUGCUUCUCCCAUGAGGUUUUUCCUGUGUUUGUAUCAACAGACAGAUAGAUAAGCCCAGAGAGUAAGGAAAUACUUAGUAAAGAUAACACAUAGUAAGAGGUGAAGAUCCAUCAAGGCAGAAGCCAGCUGGAGAAAGAAGUAUGGGACAACUGAAAGAUAAUUUAGUCAAUCACAACCUCUCAUUCCAGUACGAGCUGCCAGAUUCAAGUCUGGACACUCAGCUGACAAGAGAGUCCAAGGGGCCCCCAUUUUUCCUACCAUCCUAGGCUGUGCUCUUGGCUUGGGUCUUCAGCACACUGGAAAAUUUCCGAGCCUGCUCUGGAGAUGGUGCAGACUCCAGCGUCCUCUUAAUGGUGGAAUACAAUGCGUUUUUGUGGAUCUAUCCUGACUUGAGUGUGUUAAUACUGUUGGGAAAAUAGCCUGGUGGUUGUUAUUUGUUAUAUAUGUGUAUUUUUUAUUUCUUAUAUAUUUUUUUAUUCCAUCCCUCGUUUAUGUUUGCCUCACUUGACAGUUCCAGGUGUGGAAGCUGGUUUCAGCGUGGGGUGGUUACGAACUCCCAACCUAAACCACGUAGCUGGUGCCAGGGUUCCUUCUAGGCAGACAGCUCCGUGGUGGAUUCCCUGGCCCCCUUGAUAAUGAAUACUCCAGUCAAAUGUCUAGAUUAAUGCUGCUCGGAGGCUGUUAACUCGAGUCCUUGACAUGUUUCAUUUACAAUUAUGUGGAUUAUUUAUUUUAGGAGCUUUUUUUUUCCUUUGAGGGCCAAAUAGCCCUACAAAUAAAUGAGCUGCCAGGCUGUGUAGAGAAUAUUGUCCAAAUGUUGCCAAAUAUUGACUUCGUAAAGGGGAUAUCAAGCUGCUGUUUAUAAAUCUGAAUGUCUUAAAAGCAUUCUUGCUUGCUCUCUCUGUUAUAGAUGGUGUCUUAGCCAGUCCUGAGUUUUUUCCAAUGAACCCAAUUUUAAUAUAUGGUAUUUUUGUAUGCCAAACUGGUGUCUCGUCCUUUGUAUAUGUGGUAAUGUUGAUUUUAUGACUACUGUUAAAACACAUUUGCUAUGAUUAAAAUUCAUAAAAUGAUUUCAAA